AUGAGCGACGACAAGGCGGACCUUUUACGGUUCGCAAAUGAAUAUGCAGACAAAAACAUCGACCUCUACGAGCUCCUCGGCGUGGAUGCCCUCACGCCCAAGGAAGAUGUCCACCGAGCUUGGAGAAAAGCGUCUCUGAACUACCAUCCCGACAAGGCGCGUGAAAAGUUCGAUGCAGCAAAAUGGGAGCUAUUCGAGAGGGCCAGGGAUAUCCUGUCCGAUCCCAAUGCGCGUGCGGCUUACGACCAGUCUCUCAAGGCCAAGCUGCUGCGCAAACAAGAGCGCGAGGCGAUGGACAAGGAGCACCAAAGGUUCGCCGAUGACCUCGAGGCCCGCGAAAAUGCCCACAGACAGCGGAUGCAAGAGCAGCAGCAGCGGGACCAGGAGAAGCUAGCCAAGGAACGAGAGCGGCUGGCAGAAGCGCAGCGCAUGCACGACGAAGAGAAGAGACGGCAGGCUGAGGCGGCUGAGGCAGCGGCUGAGGCGGCGCAGAAAUUGGAGGACAUAGCCGAGGCCAGGCGACGACUAAAGGAGAGGAAAGAGGACAAGGCAAGGAGGAAGCAGGUCAAGAAGUCACUCAAGGCCACAGGUGGUAUCAAAAAGCCGCCCGGGCCUGCCAACGGCACCGUUCUCGUUCCUGGCGAUUACGUUGUAGAUGUCGGUGCGGUUAAGAAGAAGUACUGGGAACUGGUUUGCGACAAGCUGCGGGCCGUUCAAGCAGUGAGGAACCUACAGAAGCUUGAUGUGACGGACAGCCAGGAGCUCGAAGAUGCCGAGAAGAAGAUGAUUGAGGCGCGACAGCGCAUUCAUGAGGCGGAGAUGAAGUUUCAGCAGGACACGACAGCCGUCUAA
Molecule: messenger RNA, 852 nt
Organism: Trichoderma reesei QM6a
Lineage: Eukaryota; Fungi; Ascomycota; Sordariomycetes; Hypocreales; Hypocreaceae
Exons: 1
Coding region: 1-852 (283 amino acids)
Biological process (GO): spliceosomal complex disassembly
Cellular component (GO): spliceosomal complex
Source: RefSeq, a predicted model, not a curated record